Molecule: messenger RNA, 1675 nt
Organism: Drosophila ananassae
Lineage: Eukaryota; Metazoa; Arthropoda; Insecta; Diptera; Drosophilidae
Exons: 1
Coding region: 267-1601 (444 amino acids)
Source: RefSeq, a predicted model, not a curated record
AAUCAUAGACAAUUGUGUUCGUUCUGUCAAAUAUAUAGCUUAGGAAAUAGAUUUUAAAUUCGUGUAAAUGACAACAAGGAAUUUCGGAUAAACAUUGAGUUCCCUGCGAGCCCCGAAAAUAAAAACACUCAUCUUAUUUUACUCUUUGCCGCAGCACAAUUUCCUCUUUCGCCUUUGAUGAGGAACACCCUUUACAAAGUUAAUUUUUAUAUUAGAACCCAAUUUUAAGGUAUCAUAUAUCGCCGGGGUUGAACUAAAAUCCCACCAUGGAGACGCAAGUUGAUGUAAACACCGUCUGCACCAAGCUUGUUACCUUUCAUUUAAUGGACAACGAGGAGAAAUCGGCUCAGGUCUUUGCUGAAUGGGUACUGGCGAAUAUGGAUUUUUUUUGGCAGGGAAAGGUUUCUGAGGCCCUGAUGACCUACCUCACCAUCGACAAGUUCACGGAGGAGCCGCGUCAGGUGGUCAAAUCUCUGAGAGUCCUGCACGAGGUGACCACACACUGCACUGAAGUGGACUUGAAGCGCCUGGUUCUGAGUACUGGACUGUUGGGAAUUCUAAAGGAUAUACUGGAAGCACCCAAAGUACGUGGUUUGAUUGUGCGCUCCACCUUGACCUUGAUCAGCAACUUGGUGGUGGGCGGGUGGCGUAUACGUGAUGCUAUCGACGACUCUGGUCUGCUGAACGCCAUGGUCAAGCUAAUGUACAACCAAUACAGCGAGAUUUCCAGGUACAAGUCCAUGAUGAGCCAGUUGGUAUGGCUGCUGUACCAGUUUCUCAGAUGCAAGGUGCCAGGACCUAGCGAGAAGACAGUUGCCAGGAUUGCUAGAACCGUGGCAACUCAGCUUAAUCCCAGCCAGGAUGUAACAAUACUCGUUCCACUUCUAAAGCUGGCCCGGCUUAUUUCGGAGUACCACUCGGUCAUGCUCUCGGCGAUGAUCCAGUCAAGACUCCUCGCCAGGGCAGCCCCUUUCGUCCGCAGUCCCAUUAUCGAAGUCAAACGCGAAGCUAUCUUUAUUUUGUCCAACACGUGCCAGCAGCACAAAAAACGGCAGAAGCAUGUUCUCUACCGGUUCCCCAAAAGCAUCAUUCUUUACAUCCACGGCCUGUUUCUGUAUGGCCCCGUGGAAAUCCGCGUUCUGGUGCAACGCUUACUGGGCGGGAUCAUUGACAACCGAUGCAUUCGACCCUGUAUGAUGCUCGGACUCAUUCCGAAGAUCAUUUUCUGCGCCAGCAAGCGGGAACAGGAGCCGCAGGUGCGCAGUGAAGCCAGCUGGACUCUGGUCAGUCUUGCCAUGCACCUGGAGCCUCGAAACUGGCCUCUCCUCAUCGAGUACAAAGGAUACCACGUCAUGUGUGAAAUCCUUCACCGUCCAGAUGUACCCGUUCAAUUGACCCGUAAUAUCUUGUGCGUGUUCCUGAAGAUAAUGGAAAACUAUCGCAUCCUCAAGCCGUUUCUGGUUAAUUUGUUGUUUCAAUGCAAUGUGUGGGAUCUCCUCGAGGACUACGUGGAGGGUGGAAACAGAGCCGUAAGAACUCUAGCCACGCUUCUGUGCUUCCAUCGCGAUAGGAACGUAUGUUGGAUAGAUGUUUUAGCCUAGUAAUGCUUUACCUGUAAUUUCAUUCAUUUCAUUUAAGAAUAUAAAACCAUUAAUAAAGUUAUUGUUUAAAAAAU